Molecule: messenger RNA, 351 nt
Organism: Cladocopium goreaui
Lineage: Eukaryota; Dinophyceae; Suessiales; Symbiodiniaceae
Source: the annotation of a GenBank genome assembly
AUGGCCGAGGCACCACCCCCCACCGGGCCCAAGAAGCCGGACAUUCAACCGGGUCCUGGCCGUGGACAGGUGGCGGGUCGUGGUAUGCCGGCUGCGCCCUUGAGUUCGGCCCCAGCCGGACUUUCUGGUCCUGUGCGUGGAGUGGGUGGUCCGGCUGCCAUCCAGAUGCAGCCCAAAGCGCCUGCGGCUCUGGGCGGUGCUCCGCCUGGAAUGCCACCGGGCUUCCCAGCACGACCCCCUGGCAUGCCGGGCAUGGUGCCUCCCGGAAUGCCUGGCAUGCCACCUGGCAUGCCGCCUCCCGGAAUGCCAGGCAUGGGCAGAGGCAUGCCCCCUAUGGGACGUGGCGCCUGA